This is a messenger RNA of Periophthalmus magnuspinnatus, 4391 nucleotides long. RefSeq names its product cadherin-like and PC-esterase domain containing 1 (gene cped1). The transcript is spliced from 22 exons. The record is from RefSeq and is a predicted model, not a curated record. NCBI's taxonomy places the organism in Eukaryota, Metazoa, Chordata, Actinopteri, Gobiiformes, Gobiidae. The coding region runs from base 571 to 3366 and encodes 931 amino acids.
CUACUGAGAAGCAGCAGAACUUCUGUCAGGAGAACUCAAACUACACCUAAAGUCUGACUUCACUGGGGCAUCUCCGUCUUUUUAAAGUUCUCAUAUCCACUCAAGUCUGCUUCCCAUUUUAACGAUGAGGGACGGACUAGAAAUCUGACUGAAGUGUUUUUUUUCUUUGCGGAGUUUAACUCAAUCCAGAUGGUCUGCCUGUCCCUGGUUAGGUUUUCAGGCGCGAGGAGACAGUUUUGUUAGGUUUCAAUACUUUUUCGUCGGUUUUAUUGGAUAUUUCCUAGAAAAUAACGGAUUGUCGGACGUUCCCUGAGUUUUGCAUCAAAUUCUUUUUUUUGCACAGACUUUAAUCGAGGGAAACUUGGAAGAAAAAAAAGGACGCUCCGCAGGAAUGAGCUGCAGAGGUGUAAACGUGUAGCAAAAAGAUUUUAGGAUGUAACCCGUAUCGCCUGUCCCUGAGAACUUUACGCAUGUUUGGGCGCUAAAUUACACUUAUAACUUGUUGUGACCGCGGACAGGUCACGGUGAGAAUGGGAUGAAACAGAAGGAUGUGAACUUAAGACCUCUCCUAUGCGGUGCCUCCUGGCUUUGGUCUGCGGGCUGCUGUGGAGGGACUGUGGGAUGCUCCUGCGCCGCCGCUUAUACCCCGGCCCACUGCUGCUGCUGCUCGGAGUGGCCCUCUGUCUUUUCUACCAGACCCUCAAUGUAGCGCUGAACCGACUCCAGGUCCACCAACAGCCCAGCCCACGUGUCCACGGCUCCCGGCUCUCAGAUGAAGUGGAUUUGGAGGAAAGUCAGCGCUUCAUCUCCGCUCUGGAAGCUGUCCGGGCCCAGGUCCAGCAAGUAUCAGACCGGGGGGCCCAGCUCCAGAGGGUUUUGGUACUGACGGGUCGACAUGUCAUCACAGAUACGGAGGUCCAGCUGUAUAUGCGAGUGCUUCAGCAGAUGGGGUAUGAUGUCCAGCUCUCCAGAUAUGCUGAGACCAGUAGCCUACUCAGACCAAAACAAGGUAUGACUGGGGUGAGCCUGCUGCUCUGCCUCAGCUCCUCAGAGACCAGCUGCCUGAGGAGAGUCCCUUUCUCUCAGCUCCAGAGUCAUCAGAGGGUGAAUCUUCUUCCUCAGAUGAUUAAGGCUUUUUCUGAUGCUGGUGGUGGGCUGUGUCACAUGUUUACUCACCGAGCACUCACCGGUUCUAAAAUUCCCAUGAGGCUCUACUCUUGUGCUUUUAGCCAGGACCAAGGGUCUACUGGAGCCACCAGUUUGACCAAACCCAUAGCAUCACCUCAGGCUGUGGUUAACAUUUACAUUCUAGUCACCUCAUUCGAUCCAUUGAUUGUCUUUAUGCAUGACAUCAUUGUAUUGUCAGCCAAUGGAGAGAGGGGUCAGCCAAAUCGGUUAAAAAACCUUAGGCCUGAGGUUUUGAGCUAUCCAGCUUCUUAUCAAGACAUGAUUGGGCACAUGAAGAGAAUUAUUGGAGAUGUGUUGCAGGCAGCAGCAUCUACCUAUGAGAAAGACCAAACAAUAAAAAGGUGCCUCCUGUGUUACCAACUGCUCACGUUUACUCUGCUUUUUAAUACUUCUCUUACGCCCAUCAUCAUCCAGGUUGACACUGACUGGACAUUUUCAGCUCUUAAUGACAAAACCUUUGAUCAGAAGAUCACCAAAGACCUGAUGCUAGAGGACAUGCUUCACUUUCUGUUAAAAUCACCAACUCUAUUAUCUUCUGUGACCAAUGCUGUGAAAAAAGAGGGUGAUAGUUAUACAAGAACCCUUGGUGUGGGUCUCUCUGAAGACCAUCAACUACUUCUACUGCAGUUCUAUCAGCAAAUGAAAUUACCUGGACCUUUUCAGCUGCUAUAUCCCAACACCACUCUGUGUCCCUCUUCUGUCCAUCCUCAUACUGUUGAUGACUUCUUUGUCAAAACUGCCUGUUACUAUAACCGCAGCCUCAGAACUGUCAAGGAACUAUCUUUAGCCAGCACUGGGCACUCACAUCACUUUUUAAGCAAAGAAAAUGCCAUGUGUGUAGACCCGCAGCUCAGACAGCUCUACACCGAUCCUCCUCUCUCUAUGACCCCUCCGUUUGACCCCCGAGUGAAGGAGUACCGCGUUGAAGUGCCCUUUGACACUGUAAUGGUCCGGAUUCGUCCCGAGCCCCUUAGCUUAAACUGCCGUGUUCACCUUGACGAGCACCAUGGACCUAGCAUGGCAAACCUCCCCAUCGGCCUUGGUCAAAGUAGAAUCAGUAUCCUGGUGACGGAUGGAGGGGAAUCUGAGGUUGUCAUGGCGAUCUACACCCUGCACGUGUUCAGAGAGAGUCGCCCGAGUCUGCCGAUGUUUGGAGAUCAUGUCAUGUGCAGCUUCACACAGGAGUGCAGCCUGCUGGUUCAGCCCGAUCGGCCCUGUGGUUUGGAGCCUUUUAACAAGUCUCAGAGCCCUCCCCAGCCCUGCAGCUCUGGGGACAAACCAGGGCGAUGGGUGGUGCCUUGUCUCAGCUGCUUGGACAACAGGACUUGUGAUUGGAGGGAGAUUGUCUGGCAGCCUGAUAACUGUUAUUACCCAUUAAUAAACCGUCUUCAGCUGCAGAACUGUAUGGCUGACAGAAAGUUGCUGUUCAUUGGGGAUUCUACAAAUCGAGGGAUGAUGUAUUUCUUGAUGGAGCGUGUGAACACCAGUCUGGAGAAUUGGGAAAAAGCCCAUGACACAUUGAUCUAUAGUAACUUAAAUGGAGGUCAGACGCUUAUCAGCUACUCAUAUUAUCCUCAAUUCUGGUUGGAGGCAAAUCAAAGACCCACAUUCACAGACUCGCUGGAGAAGCUGUUGGACAGGUCCAGACCGCUGUUGAACUCCAGACAGACAGUUCUGGUUGUGGGCGGAGUCCAGUGGUUGAACUCCAAUCAUUUGAGAGCGAUUAGAGAAGCUCUUAACAGAAAGGGCCUAAGCAACAUCCUGGUGGUUGUCAAGUCUUUGGGGAUGGGAUUCCACCUUCUUGUUGAUGGGGUCAGAUCACUGAAACUGAGAGAGAUCCAAGACCUCUCCAUAGAAAACCAGAACCUCAUUAGUACAGCUAAGAAGUAUGGUUUUGAAGUAAUUGAUACAUUUAGCAUCACAAUGGGACGAUACAAAGAGUUUCUACAGGGAAGAUGUGCCUGUCAUUUUCAUGAGGUGGAGAAAUGUGUGCCCUCAAAGACCUCAUUUGACUCAAAAACAAAUGCCAGUGGGACCAGAUCUGCCAGAGCUGGCCCAAAUACAGCUGUGACUUGGGGCCAUGGCUCAAAAUCUUUGUCCUACAAAGUGAAAGGACCAGUGAACCAGGUGUACUCUGAGAUCCUGCUGAGUCGCCUCUGCCCUGACACAAACACCUGAUCAACAUUUUUAUAAAGCGCUUUUCCAACUUCAAGCCAUGCAAAGCGCUUUACAUCAAGGAAUCACUCACCCUUUCACACACACAUUCAUACACCAGUGUACACAGACACUGUCGAGAGCGGGAUUCAAAUGCCAACCUUUGGAUCAGUGGAUCUGACACUCCACCAACUGAGCUGCUGAGAACUGAAAUGGCCUACUUUCCUAAUUUCACACUCAAACUGACACUGUGAAACAUAAAUAUUUCCCAAUAAAAAAUGCAUGUAUUAUUUUUUCUUGGUCAUUGACCAAAUUCUUCAAUAACCUCCUGUUACCUUUCCCAACACAGUUAACACAAUAGUAAGAUUUGUUACAGUGCACUAUGCUUCACAUUCUUGUAUUUUGUACUAUGUACUUUUUCGAAUUAAAGUAAAAUGAAGUAUGUUAGCUACUUUGCACAUAUGUGUGACUAUAGCACAUCAGCUGCACAUUGACCCUUAAUGUUUAUGCUCACUGUAAAAUAUCUGUUUUCAUUCAUCCAGAUGCUGCAUUUUAGUGUUUCUCUGUGUCAGUGCGAUCCUUUAUUUGGAGCUUUGUACCUUAGUUAUUGUGUGCAUUUGUUGCUUGGUGUGUCUCUGGUUAGCCUUAAGUUUACUUUGUUGGCAAACAUGUUUAUAAGAUUAUGUGAGUGUGAAUGGAUGCAUUCGUAUUCCUCUUUGUCUUUGUAUUCCUCUUUGUUGCAGCAGUCUAUUGUGUUUUCAGUGUAUGUUUGCCACCUCAUGAUGGACCAAAAAGUGUUUUUUGUUUUUAUUUUUUAAACAUAUGUUGCUCAUUGUUUAGCCUGAAAUUAAAUUUACUGCCAAAUUAUAUUUACCUCAUAAUUUCUGUAUAAUAAGGCUACCAUGCAAUUGUAAUAUGUUACUGUAAAAUGUCUUACAUCUAUAUAUUUUGGCUUUGCUUCUAUUUAAAUACUGCACAAAUUGAAUAAUUUUAUUGAAUGUAUCAUAUGAAGGUGUAGUAAAAAUAAAGCUUCAGUAUUCCAGAUGCAU